Molecule: messenger RNA, 2415 nt
Organism: Salpingoeca rosetta
Lineage: Eukaryota; Choanoflagellata; Craspedida; Salpingoecidae
Exons: 3
Coding region: 244-2205 (653 amino acids)
Source: RefSeq, a predicted model, not a curated record
CAAUUGGCGCCAUUGCGUGUUGUUUCCGCGUUUCUGCGCGGGAAAACCCUCAUUGGGUUUGUUUGUUGUUUAUUUUGAUGACAGAGCAUUGCAUGAAGGUAUUUUUUUUCCCCAUGCGGCAAGUCCAAACUUGCUUGUUUGCUUCGCGCGGCUGCCUUGACUUGUUCGCCAUUUUCUGUUUUUGUCCAUCCGCUCCACUCGCCUUCCUGCUGCGAACUCACUUGCACACCUUCCUGUUCCAUCAUGGACGCCGACCCAACAAUCACUUUCACUCCAUAUUACUUUUCCGAGGAGCUGAAGAAGACAAGGGCAUAUGUGGCGGUCAAGGUGGACUGGCCUGAGGGCAGGGCUGCACCUGUGGAUUCAAUGCUCUACAUCCGCGCGUACGAAGGCACCUCCAUCGUCCAUCUCCCGGGCUCCCCUGCCUGGAAGCGCGUGAGUUGGGGCGAGCACACUGCUGUGCGGCUGAGGGCCCGCGGCGUGGAUGGCGUGGACCUGCGCCUCCACCAACAGCCGGGCGUGAACAGGCCCAUCUUGAUUGGUGUGGAGCUUGCAGCAGUCACCCCUGCGCCCAACCAAGACCCCAUCAGGCAGCCCUGCCUGCGCUGCUGGGUGUCUUGGCCCGCGAGGCGCGGCAAGCACCGUCGCACACGCCGAGGCCGCAAGUUCACCGUCCUGCGCAGCGCCAAGCCAGACCGCCGCACCAACGAAGGCAUGCCCCGUCUCGUGGACGCCCGAAGCGAGCGCGACGUGUUGCGCUGCGGGGGAACAGGGCUGAGCUCAGUGCAUAAUCUGUUUCGGGCAAUCAAGCCUUGCUUCAGCAGAUGGCCUACGUUCCAGCCUGCCGGUGCUUCCGAGGAUGAUGCUGAGGAUGACGAUGCUGACGCUGACCACGAUAAUUACAAAGUCGAGGGCCAGGCCGCAAGCAACCAGCCCAGGGCACGAUUUCCCGCACUUCAUGGCCAAGGCGGAGUCGGCGAUGACGCUCCGGACAUGGCGUCCCUGCACGGGGUGCCAAGCACUGUCGAGCGUGGACACGAGGAUGCCAACCCUGGCCACAUCGCCGGUGCUGAUGUGCAGCAUGGUCACAGCGAUGGACUCGGGCGCAACGACACGGUUAGCAGUGGCAGCGGCCAACACCACAGCAGCAGCCGUCCAUCAGAGGUUGCCCUCAGCAAGACUUCGUUUCUUCGCAUGGACGAGGCUCAGCUGCAUCGCGUCGUGGCCGAAAUUGGCGGCAGCAGCAGCAGCAGCGAUGAGGAGGUGACGGUCGACGCGGUCAUGGCGUCCUUGCUGCAGUGUGGGCCACCGCUCGCUGCACAGGGUACCACCAGCACGCGGCGGCGGCGACAGCGCCGACAGCGAGGACAGCGAGGACACCAACAGCGGCGCAGGUCGCUCCCUGUUGACGAGGGCGUGUCGGUCUCCGUGGAUGUGAGAUCAUGGCCGAGUACUGGCGUGCAGGAUGCACGCCCUCCCUCAGUGACGGAUAGGGCGCCAACAGUGACAGAGUCAGAGGCCGUUGAUGCGCCACCCCGUGCCGUUGCCCGCGCCUCCCCCUCUGAGCUUGAAAUGCUGGACCUUGCCGCUGGGCGUCUUUGCUUUACAAGCACCUCCGUGGAGCGUGUGGACAGCGGCCUGUGCCAACACGCUGGUCAUCAUGGCCGCCACCGGGGCACUCACGCCUGUGCCGGCGAUGCUGCUGCUGCUGAUGAUGAUGAUGAUGACGAUGAUGAUGAUGAUGAUGAUGAUGAUGAUGCUGCUGCUGCUGAUGAUGAUGAUGAUGAUGAUGAUGAUGAUGAUGAUGAUAGUAACGAGGAGGAGGAGGAGGACAACGACAACGACAACGACAACGACAACAACGAUAAUGGUGAUGGCGAGGAGGGUGAGGACGCUCUUGGUGCUUGGCGUGCCAGCGCCAGAGCCGGCAGCACCAGCAGCGGUGCUGUUACCCUCAUCGCCAACCUAGGCCAGGCACAUCGAGGUCUAAACGACGAAAACGACACCAAAAGCAGCCAGCACGAUGAUGGUCACAACUGCCAACAGCAGAAACGGAAGAAACGAAAGGACAAGAAGCAGCAACAACACAGUGAUGACGAAGCUGAGGAGAAAGGGGAGCAGUCGCAAAUCCAUCUCCGUCUUCGCCGGCCACGUCCAGUCUAUGCUGUUUCUUCUCUUUCAGUGGUUUCCCCACACCGCCAGUGACGUGAAAGGAAAGCAGCGAAGCAAUGAGAGAGAUGCGUGGGUGUGAACUGUGUUUCCCGUGUGCGUGUGUGUGUGGGUGUGGGUGCGUGGGUGUUUGCUGUGCGAACUGAUUCCAUUUGAGCCUUAACAGCUGAUGACACUUGUUUUACAUUCCUUAUAUGCGGCCCUAAGCAAGAGAGAGAGAGAGAGUGUGUGUGUGUGUGUGUGUGU